Messenger RNA from Pseudopipra pipra, 2589 nucleotides. RefSeq names its product copine family member 9 (gene CPNE9). Gene Ontology annotation, biological process: cellular response to calcium ion. Gene Ontology annotation, cellular component: plasma membrane. The transcript has 20 exons. The coding region runs from base 368 to 2005 and encodes 545 amino acids. Lineage: Eukaryota; Metazoa; Chordata; Aves; Passeriformes; Pipridae. The record is from RefSeq and is a predicted model, not a curated record. Gene Ontology annotation, molecular function: calcium-dependent phospholipid binding.
CUCUGCCCGGGACUGGGGAGCAGAGCUGAGGCCGCAGCCCCGGGCGGGAGGUCCCGGGGGAGCCGGGCCGGGAGUUGGGGCUGAGCCGCCCCCGGUGCCCGGGGGGGCGGUGCCGGCGGGAGAGGACCGUCGUGCCCAAGAUGUGCUGUGCCUGUGCCGAGCCGCCCCGUGCCCGUCCCGUUCCUCUGCGGAGCCGUGCCUGAGGCGAGACGUUCCCGAGCUGUGCGGUGCCGUGCUCGAGCCGUGCCCGUGUCUGUGCCGUGCUCGAGCCGUGCCGAGCCGUGCCCGUGCCGUACCCGCCCCCGGGCGCGCCUCCUCGGCGGCGCGGGAGGAGGCGGCGCGGAGCAUCGGCGGCGCCCGGGCGGGGAUGGCGGCUCCGGGAGCGCUGGAGCCGGCGACCGGCAGCGUGCCGGGCACCAAGGUGGAGCUCACCGUGUCCUGCCGGAACCUGCUGGACAUGGACACCUUCUCCAAGUCUGACCCAGUGGUGGUCCUUUUUGUGCAGGGCUCAGGGAGCAGCGAGUGGAAGGAGUUUGGACGCACUGAGGUGAUCGACAACACCCUGAACCCCGACUUUGUCCGCAAGUUCGUCCUCGACUACUACUUUGAGGAGAAGCAAAACCUCCGCUUUGAUGUCUACAACGUGGACUCCAAGAGCUGCUCUGCCUUAAAGCAGGACUUCCUGGGGCAGGCAUUUGUGGCACUGGGGGAGGUGAUUGGGGCCCAGCGGGGACGCCUGGAGAGACCCCUCACGGGGGUCCCAGGAAAGCGGUGUGGGACCAUCCUGCUGCUGGCUGAGGAGCUGAGCAACUGCCGGGACAUCAUCACAAUGCAGCUGUGUGCCAACAAGCUGGACAAGAAGGACUUCUUUGGAAAAUCUGACCCCUUCCUCGUCUUCUACCGCAGCAAUGAGGAUGGCACUUUCACCAUCUGCCAUAAGACAGAGGUGGUGAAGAACACACUCAACCCGGUGUGGCAGCCCUUCACCAUCCCCGUGCGUGCCCUCUGCAACGGUGACUACGACCGGACGGUGAAGAUAGAUGUGUACGACUGGGACCGGGAUGGGAGCCACGACUUCAUCGGGGAAUUUGCCACAAGCUACCGGGAGCUGUCUCGAGCACAGAGUCAGUUCACAGUGUAUGAGGUGCUGAAUCCCCGGAAGAAAUGCAAGAAGAAGAAAUAUGUGAAUUCCGGCACCGUGACACUGCUCUCCUUCUCGGUCGAGUCCGAGUUCACCUUCGUUGACUACAUCCGGGGCGGGACACAGCUGAAUUUCACCGUCGCCAUUGACUUCACGGCCUCCAACGGGUUGCCAUCACAGCCCACCUCGCUGCACUACGUGAGCCCCUACCAGCUGAGCGCCUAUGCCCUGGCAUUGAAGGCAGUGGGGGAGGUCAUCCAGGACUACGACAGUGACAAGCUCUUCCCUGCCUACGGCUUCGGUGCCAAAGUCCCACCCGACGGCAAGAUCUCCCACCAGUUCCCCCUGAACAACAAUGCAGAGAACCCCAGCUGUUGUGGCAUUGAGGGUGUGCUGGAGUCCUACCUCCAGAGCCUGCGCACCGUCCAGCUCUACGGUCCUACCAACUUCGCCCCCGUCAUCAACCAGGUGGCAGGGACAGCUGCCCAGGUGACUGACGGCUCGCAGUACCACGUCCUCCUCAUCAUCACUGACGGCGUCAUCUCCGACAUGCUGCAGACCAAGGAGGCCAUUGUCACUGCUUCUGCCUUGCCCAUGUCCAUCAUCAUUGUGGGAGUGGGUCCGGCUGAGUUUGAGGCCAUGGAGGAGCUGGAUGGUGAUGAGGUGCGGUUGUCUUCCCGUGGGCGGUUCGCUGAGAGGGACAUUGUACAGUUUGUGCCAUUUCGGGAUUACGUGGAUGACUCGGGCAACCAGGUGCUGAGCAUGGCCCGCCUGGCCAAGGAUGUGCUGGCUGAGAUCCCUGAGCAGCUGCUCUCCUACAUGAAGACCCGUGACAUCAAACCCCGCCGGGCAGACCCUGAGUAGCUCCUCCAAGAGCCGUGGGAUAAGCUGGUGGGGCAAGGAUGUGUCAUCUUUCCUCUGCCAGUGGCCAGGGCUUAGCCAUGGAGAUGUGGCCCCACAAGGCAGAUAAUCAGCUGCUACAGUUGGUGAAAACGGUUGGUGAAAACGGGGCUGUGACCCUCUUCUGGCAGCGAGACCACAGGGCUGGAUGUCCGUGGCUGCCCUGAUGUCCAGCAGCACGGUGGGGCUGGCUCGGACCACGCAGUCCCAUCCCUCGGGCAGGGCCAGUGCCUGAGUCCGGGCGGUUGGGGGGCCACAGUGCGUGUGUGUGUGUCCCGGGAGGGCAGCCUGGCACCUGUCCCAGGGCAAGGCUGACCCUGGGUGCCUGCCGGGGGUCACAACCCUGCUGCUCCUUGGGGCACCCUGUUCCUGCCUGCACCCCAUUCCUGCCUGCACCCCUCUCUUGCCUGCGUCCCACUCCCGCGGCCUGACCCGGCCUGCCCCAUGGCCCGCCCCGCGGCCCGGGGUCCCGCAGCCGGGGGGUGCCGGGGCGGAGGGCAGGCGGGUCUGUACCGCAUUACCGACUGUAAAUAAACUGCUCAACCGGG